Manihot esculenta (cassava) is the source of this 4679-nucleotide messenger RNA. RefSeq names its product UBP1-associated protein 2C. The coding region runs from base 118 to 1293 and encodes 391 amino acids. The transcript has 2 exons. Lineage: Eukaryota; Viridiplantae; Streptophyta; Magnoliopsida; Malpighiales; Euphorbiaceae. Gene Ontology annotation, molecular function: RNA binding. The record is from RefSeq and is a predicted model, not a curated record.
AAGGCAUGAACUUGGCCUAGUAUUCCCAAUUUGAUUUGGUUUUGGAAUCCUGCCUUUAUAACCUUAUCUUCGACCCCGACGCUUUGUAGGGUUUCUUUCUCUCCUCUUUCCGUCGCUAUGGACUUCACAAAGAAACGAAAAGCCGAGGAAAAUGGCACCGCAGUAAUCCCUUCUCUUCCUGCCGCCGUAGCCUCAACCUCCUUAACCCCAGAAGAGAUCCGCAAGGUAAUCGAACCCUUCACAAAGGAGCAGCUUCUCGAUAUCCUCCAAACAGCCGCAGUCCGUCACCCCGACGUCCUCGAUUCCAUCCGCACCGUAGCCGAUGGCGACAUCUCUCUCCGCAAGCUCUUCAUCAGGGGCCUUUCCACCAAUACCACCACCGAGACCAUCCGCUCUCUGUUUGCCUCUUAUGGCGAGCUUGAGGAGGCCGUCGUAAUAUUCGACAAGAAUACUGGAAAAUCCAAGGGGUUUGGUUUCAUCACGUUUAAACAUGUAGACGGUGCUUUAAUCGCGCUGAAGGAACCAAGCAAGAAAAUUGACGGCAGGAUGACUGUUACCCAGUUGGCCUCCGCGGGUCUAUCGAAUCCUGGUUCUAGUAGUGGCGAUGUUUGGUCGAGGAAGAUCUACGUUGGGAAUGUGCCGUAUGAUAUACCUUCAGAGAGAUUGUUAAGUUUUUUCUUGACGUAUGGGGAGAUUGAAGAGGGACCUCUAGGGUUUGAUAAGGCCACGGGUAAAUCAAAGGGGUUUGCUUUUAUUAUAUACAAGACUGAGGAGGCUGCCAAGGCUGCCAUUGCUGAUACUGUAAAGAUGAUUGAUGGGCAUCAAAUUCUCUGCAAAAUGGCGGUUGAUAAUAAAAAAGCCAAGACCGAAGGUGGUGUAGGUGGUGAUAAUGCACAAUCACAGCCGCAGCCACCGCCACAGCCACAACCACAGUCUUCAAUGCCUGGAUCUCACUAUGGUGUUCCUGGAAGUUUGCCACCCUAUGGAGGGUUUUCUGGAUUAGGUAGUGGUGGAUAUGGAUUGAAUACUUCGUUGCCAGGUUCGAUUGGUGGUGGUAGUAAUGCUGGUCCAUAUGGUGUUCCACAGUAUGGGGGACCAAGUUCUGGUGAGUUCGGUGGAAUGAAUAAUGCUGGCAAUUUUAUGUAUAGGAUGCCUCCUAGUUCUAUUGGAAUGGCUUCUGCAGGAUAUCCAGCUGGUGCCCCUUAUGGGCUGUCUCAGCAACACCAUUCAUCGCCAUUGCCCCCUAGAGUUCCACCUGGAGGGAUGUAUCAGGGCAUGCCACCAUAUUAUUGAGGUGUUUGGUUCAGGUGUAUGAGUUGACAGCUUCUUGGGCACAAAUGCUUUAAAUGGUUGUCGUGAUUUGGUGACGGAAGACAUUUAAAUCUUUGGGUUUAAUUAUGUGGACUGCUGUGCUUUCAUUGCUGCUUCACUUCAUCUUCCAUUUUCAAAGUUGUGGUUGGAUUUGUGAUGGAUGCUAGUGCUACGUGAAUUUUACAAAGCUAGUUUAGCCUCUAAAUCAGUGUACUUUUUUGGAAGGAUUGUAGAACUUUUUUGGUGUGCUGGAAUACAUUUAUCAUUAGUUACUACAAACCGUAGUUCUUGCUUAUUAGUUUGCGUUGUUCAUGCUGCUACAAGCUCAUUUUUUGUAUUUUCUUCUGGCAUGUAUUAAUUAGUGCGUGAGUAUUUUUAGUUUUAUUGCCAACUUGAUUUAUGUUAGAUAUUGAUCGUAUAUUGCUAGAGGCGUGGUGUGUGUCUUAUCAUAAUUGAUGCAGCAUUGACUUUCACACUUUUAAUUUUUGAGAUUAUCGCAUUGUUUUUGUUGCUUUAUCUCGUACCUCUUCGAGCACGGUGUGCUUCAAUUAUUGUGGAGGGCUGUUAGGUACAGUCAUCCCUUGUUUUUUCCAUGUUGUGGGUAUUUUAUAUCUAGUCUAUCCAUUUUGGACUACUCUUCACUAUUUUAAACUUUAUCAAAUAAUAUAAUAGAAAAAAUGGGCCCAAAUAAAACAGAAAGUUUUGAUUUGCUGUUGGUUUUCUUUUUCUUUGUCCAGACUCUUGAUAACAUCAUGCUUCUAUCAGUGCUUGAGUAGAGACAGCAUUCGUUUAAAUCUGACUUUAUUUUUAUUGGAGUGUACCUAUCCGAAGUGUAUAUACAUUAUAACUAGAAUUCCAUCAUCCUUGGUGAAUAAUGAAUGGAAAAAAGGGAAGACUUGUGUCUAGCUUCUAUCUAAUAUGCUGAUGAUAUUGUGGCAUUCUGCUGUCUAUUUAGCAUCCUUGAAUACUUGUUCAUACUGGUUCUUAGGCAGUUGGAUACCAUUUGUAAUUUUGGACAGUUUUCAGCCUGCCACCUUCACCAGAAAAGAGAAGGCACCCUCAAAAAUAUAUCAAGAGAUUGUUAUUGUCUCCUGUGCUUGUUCAUAAGUAAAAUAUGCAUGAUGCAACAACUGGCUUCUUAUGCAGUGUUAGAGAACUAUUUUGCAGUUAGAAUUUUUUCUUUUGAACUUUUUGUACUAAUAGCUUUGUUGUUCCUUGUGUCCUUCAAGUUUAUUCCAUUCUUCCAAUGUACCUUAUUCUAAUAUGUAUGAUUUUUAUCUGACUGUCUUUUGUGGUUUGUGCAUGCACAAAAAGUGAAUGAUAGUAUUAUUUGAUGACCAGAAAAAAUGGUGAGAUGCAUUGCCAUCGAGUAUAAAUUGCUCAACAAAAUGUAUAACCUCUACCACUUUUAGCAUGGGAUACAUCUUUGAUAAUUUAAAUUAGUUUGUGGGUGAUUUGAAUGGAUCCAAAGUGGAAGAUUUUGGUUGUAGCAUGACCGUGCAAUGCAAAUAGAUGGGAUUUGGCUUUUGGAAAUUUGGGCAGCUGAUCCUUUAAUGAUGUCAUGUCAAUAUAAUGCAAGUUUUGAUGAUUAGCCUUUCCUUGUUCUUUGCUUUGACAAUGUUUUUCUAGGUCCCCCUUGUGUAGUUUGAAUUUUUCUCAUGGUAGAUUGAUGUCCAUAUGGAUGGCUGCAGUUUCAAAUGGAUUUCUGAAACCUUAUUGUGUAAAUUUUUAGUUAGGGUGUGUUAUAAUUUAUAAAGUCUAAAACCCAUGAUUGGCUAACUAAUGAUUUGGCGGUUCUUCUCCGUGUGUUGAUGUGUUUUGUGGUGGUUGAUCCCACCCACCACAUAUAUCAUAACCCUUUGAAGUUGGGAUUCUGAUUUGCUUUACCUGCGGAGAAUGCUGAUAUGCUACAUCUGGGCAAAUAGAGUACCAGCAGUGGCUGUUGAUUUGAAGACGAAUAGGAACCUCUAUGUACUAUUCAAAAUCUUUAAUAUCAUGUUUGAAAUUUUCUUCUCUCUCACUCUAAAUAUUUAAUAAAAUGAUUUUCAAAAACAUUCCCCGUAGGUAUUUUGCUUAAAUUUUAAUUGGAUAGUGAAUGCUCCAUUUUGUUUUUGGUUAGUAUAAACAAUUCUAUUUCAUCACAGAAACAGAGCUGUUUAAUUUAGUUGUAACUUGUAAGGGUUCCUUACUAUUGCAGUGCUCUUAACGAGAAAAAGAUCUUUUAGGUUCCUCUGAUAUGCAGGAAAAAAGAUCUGUUAGGGUCCUCUGAUAUGCAAUGAAAAAAUAUAGAGAAUAUCUACUUUUCGUUCUUGCAAAAAUAACUUGAAAAAAGUAAUUUAUUUUCAUUCUUUUAUUGUAAUUUGAAAAAUAAAAAAUAUUAAUAAAAUUAUGAAAAAGAUUUUGAUUUCAAAAGACGAUCAUUUUCUUUAAAAGUGAUUUAUAUUACCUUUGGUUGAUCAAUUUUCUUCAGUGCAUUGAGCAUCAGAAAUUAGGAAAAUAUUUUUAAUAAUAAAUUUUGUGGUUCAGCUUUUCAUAGCUUGCAUCAUUUUCCUUUCCAAUGGUACUUUAAUUCUUUUUCAAGCUUUGAAGAUGUUUGACAACGUUAAAUUUAUAUAUAUAUUCAGAAAGAUUCCACAAUGAAACUAACGAAAUCCAGUGGGAAUGAGCAAACUUUUAAGGAGCGGGUAUAAGUGGGUGUAGAGCAGAAUGAGUAUACAACAGAAAGACAUGGAUACAACAUAAUGAGUACUAAACAAUGCCAUUUUCUACGGGUUCUGAAAUGAAAGAACUCUUUGUUAGCUUUCUUUCUCUCCUACUUUUCUCAGGUUCUUUUCUUUUGUUUGUGAGGCAGUUUGACUUUGGUUUGCUGGAUAUGUGUCUUUUCCUUGCCUUUUGAGUAGGGCUGGCUCUUCUGUCCUUACUUGGAUGUGAUUUUCUUCCUACUCAUCUUGAGUGGGACUUAUUUUUUUUUUUUCUUUAAAUUUUUGUAUUGCUUUCGGUAGGAGGUACUUAUUAGUAAAAGUGGUCUGUCGGUUUCCUUGUUUUGUUUCUCGUUGUUUGGUUGUUUGUGCUUGUGCAGGUGAGGUGGUCCCAAAUUUGUGCCUUUGAAGCUAAAUCUGAGUGUUAGGAGGGGGACGAUGAGCAUUGACUUAAGAUAUGAGGUUGCGACUAUCUUCCUAUCUUAUUGAUGAUGUGUUCGAUGGUUUCUACUCGGUUUUUAAAGGUGGUGAUCAACAGUGAUUGUGGAAGGCUACCCUUCUCUUGUGGUAGUUACUGAUUCCAUUGUUCAGUCUAGAGCGACGUGUAUUGUUAUUGCACGUGAUGAUUUUCUCUCUGUUUUGAAACUGUGGAUUGCCUGAGUUUCCUUC